AUGGACGUGUGGGGCCCGGCCCGCGUCCGUGGACAUGGUCACGAGCGCUACUUCCUGCUGGUGGUUGACGACUACUCGCGUUACACCACAGUCUUCCCCUUGCGCAGCAAGGGUGAUGUCGCUGAGGCGGAGAGUUCUCCUCUGGCCUUCUGCGAGCCUACUGUCGUGCGCGAGGCAUCCGCCAGACCUUCACGCUUCCGGACUCUCCACAGCAAAAUGGGAUUGCUCAUGGACCUCGCUCGUACGUCCAUGAUGCAUGCGGCUGCCCCCCAUUUUCUGUGGCCGUUUGCGGUUCGGUACGCGGCGCAUCAGAUCAACCUUCACCCCAGGGUCUCCAGGCCGGAGACCUCCCCAGCCUUGCUGUGGACGGGGAAGGUCGGCGAUGCUUCUGCGUUCCGUGUCUGGGGAUCUCGGGCGUUUGUCCGCGACUUGUCUGCGGACAAGCUGUCCCCUCGUGCUGCUCCCUGUGUCUUCCUUGGCUUCCCCCCUGACGCCCUUGGGUGGCAGUUCUACCACCCCAGCUCUCGUCGUGUUCUGUCCUCCCAGGACGUCACGUUCGACGAGUCAGUACCCUACUACCGCCUCUUCCCCUACUGCACUCCUUCCCUCCCCCCGCCACCGCACUUCCUUGUGCCAGUUGAGCCAGUCGAGGUUGCUGGUGACUCUGGUACUGCUGCGGGUGCUGAGCAUGGGGGUGCUGACUCUGGGGGUGCUGCGCGCGUGGGUUCUGAGCCUGGAGGUGCUGCAUCUGGGGAUGCUGAGCCUUGGGGUGCUGAGCCUGGGGGUGCCACGACUGGGGGUGCUGAGCCUGGGGGUCCUUUGCCUGGGGGUGCUGCGUCUGGAGCUGCUGAGCCUGGGGGUGCUGAGUCUGGAGCUACUGAGCCUGGGGGUGCGGAGCCCGCGGCCGCUGGACCUGCUCGUGUGGCGUCUGGCGGUGCUGGGCCUGCUGGUUCUCCGGGUGCUUCGUCUCGGCGGGAGCUACUCUCUCCACAGGAGCUGCGCGAGUGGUUUGCCCGGCGCUGGAGGCGUACUACUGGAGCUGGUGCUUCUUCGGAUACCGAGGGUGCUGGUGCCGCCGGUCUCGGAGGUGCUAGUCCUACGAGUGCUACUGGAGUCGGACCUGAUGAGGGUGUUGGCGCUGAGGCUACUUCUGACAGUCCAGGCGGCGGUCCUGCUGCGGGUGCUACUGGUGCUGCUGGAGGCACUCGAGCUGGAGGUGCUGUUGGCGCUGGUGCUGCCGCUGGGGGUGCUGGUGCUGUCCCUGCUGUGUCUGCAGUCGCCGCGCGGCCUCGGCCAGGUCCACUGGUGAUCCCCGAUUGA
Molecule: messenger RNA, 1320 nt
Organism: Closterium sp. NIES-65
Lineage: Eukaryota; Viridiplantae; Streptophyta; Zygnematophyceae; Desmidiales; Closteriaceae
Source: the annotation of a GenBank genome assembly